Molecule: messenger RNA, 2127 nt
Organism: Aspergillus ibericus CBS 121593
Lineage: Eukaryota; Fungi; Ascomycota; Eurotiomycetes; Eurotiales; Aspergillaceae
Product: FAD-binding oxidoreductase
Exons: 4
Coding region: 37-1965 (642 amino acids)
Molecular function (GO): oxidoreductase activity; FAD binding
Source: RefSeq, a predicted model, not a curated record
CUGGUGGCAGCCGCCGCAUCUGCACAGAGUGCCUCGAUGGCUUCUGCUUCGCUGAGUGCAGCAGCAGCAACUGUUACAACGAGUGCCUCUGCUGUACCGCCCCUAUUCCCCGGCGAAACGGUGCAGCUGACCGAUGAUGCCUUGGCCAGGGCCGCUACCGCCCUGAAAAAUGAGACUCUGGCGCGGAUGUUCGCUUUCGGGGCAUCGAACACGACCAUCGUCAAUGGAACUCGCGACCAUAGUUGCAAGCUCAUGCCAGGCGAUGCGGCAUGGCCUGCUGAGUCAACCUGGAAGAUCUUCGAUCAGUUGCUCGGCGGAAGCCUGCUGAAGCCUGUGCCUUUGGCGGCCUACUGCUACCCAGACUGGCUGGAAUAUGAUGCGGAAAAGUGCUCCGAGAUAACAUCGGAUUGGUUGGAUGCUUCUCUGCACUUCGAGGACCCCACCUCUAUCAUGCUACCCCUGUAUGAAGGCCGCUCAUGCAUGGCCACCGGGUACAACUACACCACCACAUGUACGCAGGGUGCGUACCCGACGUACGUCGUCAAUGUGUCCACUGUUGCCCAGAUUCAGCUGGCCGUAAAUUUUGCCCGAAACCAGAACCUCCGGCUCGUGGUCAAGAACACUGGUCAUGAUUUCAACGGGAAGCCGUCGGGUAAAGGAGCUCUGUCCAUCUGGACACACUGGCUCAAGGACAAGGCAUUUUACCCUUCCUUCAAAGCUGACAAUGGCUAUUCUGGGCCUGCUAUGAAGCUCGCCACGGGCAUUCAAGCCUGGGAGGCGUAUGAAUUUGCCAAGGCGUGCAAUGUGACCGUCAUCGGAGGCGAAGGUGCCACCGUUGGUGUAGCUGGUGGCUAUACAUUUGGCGGAGGCCAUUCGCCACUAAGCAGCAUGUAUGGCAUGGCAGCAGAUCAGGUCUUGGCAAUGGAAGUUGUUUUGGCUGAUGGCCGCUUCGUCACUGCCACUUCCAAGCAAAACUCCGAUAUCUUCUGGAUGCUUCGCGGUGGUGGAGGUAGCACGAUCGGUGUUGUGACAUCUCUGACGAUCAAGGCAUAUCCGAAGUUGCCCACGACAACAGUUACUUUCAACUGGACGAUCAGUGACACGCCCAAUGCAGAAGCGUUUUGGGCAUCGUUCCGGUCCUACCUGGACAAUUUCGAGACCUUUGUCGAUGCCGGAACCUACGGAUACUAUUACCUAGGUGCUUCGUCUCUCGAGAUCGGGACAACUUAUGCUGGCGAUACGGACUAUUAUUUCCGCAUGGAGUCCUUCGUUGCGCCGAACAUGACCAUUCCUGAAACCAAGAAACUUCUGAAACCUUGGUUUGAUACUCUCGAUAGCCUAAAUGUCAGCUACACUCCGUGGUACAACCACGCGGAUAACUUCCACGAUGUCUGGAAGGUUGCAUUCCCUCUGGAGGGCGGUGGAUCAGAUGUGGUCAAGACGGCUUCGCGUCUGUUGCCUCGGAAGGUCUUCCGCAGCCAGGAACUCCGGAACCGGAACUUCCUUGCCCAUAAGGACGCCAUCGAGAAGGGCUUGUUCAUCGCGGGCUUCCACAUCAGCGGCACAGGCAUCUCUGUCAAGCCGCCGACCGACAACGCUGUCUUGCCGGCCUGGCGCGACGCUCUUGCCCACGUCAUCGUCGGGUCCGAAUGGAACUUCACCUCCAGCUGGGAGACCGUCCACAAUUCGUCUCUCUUUGUAACGAACUGGAUGGACGCCCUGCGAGAUAUCUCCCCCGACUCUGGUGCGUAUAUGAGCGAAGCCGACCUGCUGGAACCUAAUCUCCAGGAAGCCUUUUAUGGUGUCAACUACCCCCGCCUUUAUGAGUUGAAGCAAAAGUACGACCCGACCGGGUUGUUCUUUGCACUUACCGCUGUGGGAGCGGAGGACUGGGAGGUCCAAGUCACCGACCCGUUACCCUAUUCGUGGAACAACAAUGGGCGGUUGUGUCCGAAAUCUGCCUAAUGAAAUGAGGUCAGUGCUCAGCGUAUGUAUAUAGGUGUCAAUGCAUUGAAGUAUUCAAGCCAGCUCCAGUAUCCUACUUUUCAGUAGAGAGAAACCUUGAGCAUAUCUUGGGUGUGACCAAGAAGGACAAAGUAGACUGAACAAGAAGAAAGAGGAGAUAGA